Messenger RNA from Thermothelomyces thermophilus ATCC 42464, 2723 nucleotides. RefSeq lists its product as uncharacterized. Bases 131 to 2560 code for a protein of 809 amino acids. The record is from RefSeq and is a predicted model, not a curated record. NCBI's taxonomy places the organism in Eukaryota, Fungi, Ascomycota, Sordariomycetes, Sordariales, Chaetomiaceae. The transcript has a single exon.
GACGGCACACAUGUUACCGCCCGCGUGUUCUCGAAUGGGACGUUAACACGGUUCUUCUCGCCUGUGCAUCUAAGCAGCAUAUCCGCUGUGUCCACUCUUUUAUAUUUCGGCCGUCAGCACAGCAGCCACCAUGCACGCCUUUUUGGACCCAGACUCUCCCGAGUCCCCAGACUUCAGAGGCAGUCAAAGUUCGCACUCGAGGAGAAUGCGGCCUCCUGACCCGCACGACGAGGCUUCAGAGGCUGUUAGGAUACCUCUAAGGGCAGGUUCGGGGGAUAAGGCACGCAAGAGGGAGUCGAGACUGGGGCUGAGAAACAUCUUUGGCCGGGCCAGAGGAGGCUCUGACGCGGAUUCGGUAACAGCCCCAACCCGGGAUGGUCCCCAUAGGCUUGGAGGAAUACGAGCCUCGCUGGCAGAGAUCAGUUGGCCCCAUGUUUCGCAGACUGCACAGGGGCAUCGGUCAGACAUCUCUCUACCACCUCAAAAGGCAUCGCCGACUGGCCAUGCCUUGAAACACAAGAAGUCGGAGAGCCUCGUCCGUCAGCAGCCAACUCCCGAGGGCAUUGCGGCAUGGACCCCCCCUCCUCUGUUUAGAGCGUACCCGCAGGCCAUCAAACAUGCCCACCUUCCUGCAUGCACCCUCCCCGCCGAAGUCAUUCUGCGGAUGCACGCCCACAAGAGCAGCGGCUCGCUCGCCGGGCUGCUGGGCCCCAGGUUGUCCGACCCGUCAGAGGACGCAACGGGAGAGAAAACGAGAAGCAGACACCGGAGUAACGGAUCUGGUUCUGCAUCGAGAUUCGAAUGGACAAGCAAGGUUUAUGUCUUGACUACGUCGCGGUACCUACUGCAGUACGCAGGCGAAGGCACCUACGAUCGGCUUCCCGAGAGGGUCCUCCAGCUGGGAAAGGAUUCGGCGGCUUUCGCGAGCGACGCUAUCCCGGGACGGCAUUGGGUUAUUCAAGUCACGUCGUCGGUCUCGGAGCCCGACCGUAUCCCGGAACCGCCGUCUUCUCUCCGCGCCCGACUUCCCUUCCUUGGUCACGAAAAGAAGCAUUCCUCGGCUCUUCUGAUGGUAUGCGAAAGUGCCGAGGAGAUGGAGGCAUGGAUUGCAACGCUGCGUCGAGAGAUCGAGGCGCUUGGAGGCCGGAAAGUUCUCUCAGAAACAGGCAAACCCAAAACUGAUGACGAGGAUGUGCACUUGAGGAGCUAUGCAAGCCAGAGAACCUUGGUCCGGAGGGACCCAGAUCGUUUCUCUCGAGUUAUGACGCCCGACCAAUCUUCGAACCACAGUUUGCCGAUAAUGAGUCCUAGUCCCGAGGCUAACGCACGCGAGCAAUCCUUUGAUGACAACUCGACUGCGAGCUUCGUCUCGCACGAAGGGAGACAGCUCGAAACUCUAAGAGACAGCUACAACCGACUAUCGUUUGUUUCAUCUGGCCAGCGGACCAUGGUUACGUCAGUUGGCUCAUCGCCAGCAUGCUCACCGGUUCGUGACUCAUUUGGGGACGUCGAUUCGAUGCCCGAGGCUCGGGAACCUGAGGAACCGCAGCCGAGGCCGAGACCCAACGCGAAGGCAAUCAUUGACCGAAGACAGUCGCUCCAAACAAUUAAUCACGUUCUCGAGAUGGGGAUCGCCUCAGCCCAAGCCCUUCGGCCGCUGUCAACGUACUCAAACCCUGGUCAGCCGGAGGGAGCGGCGCCAUCAGCGCCCGCGCCCCAACCAAUAUCGAAUGUCAGCGUCUCUCACAGCGUGGGUAAUCGACAUUCUUUUGCCAGGACUCCCGGAGGGCCGCCCUCGAUGCAGACGACGUCAUCCCCUUUGCUCGCAAGAAUGAACGCCCGGAGACCUCCGCCGACAGCCUUAUUUAUUAACCCGCGUCCUUUGUCCCUGGUCGAGGACCAGCCGUCGCCGGCCCUGUCUGCGUUGAGUCGAUCUGGGACGGCGACGGAGGGCAGCGAAGGCCCUUCGUCAGGUAGCCCCCUCGCGCCGCCAGUGACCUUGCCCUCGCCGCACCAGUUGGAGAGCGAGGUGAGCAAGCGGAUCCGGGACGAGCCGAUUCGCGACUCCGGCAUAUCGACACAGGAGAACAUCUCCGACCGGCCAACUUCAACUUACUUAGCGAACCGCCACUCGAAAGAUGACAGCGAGAUCCCAACCCACGGGAUUUUGCCCAUCGAAGCUCGUGAAAUGCCUCGGUCGAGCACGUCGCUGGGAACCUACGGCGAAUCGCGGCCGGCUGCUCAAGUAUCGGGCAAACCUCGAACGCGGGGUAGGGGCCUGAGUUUCAACUCUCAAGAAGUUGAGAGGAGCGGAGCUCUCUCUUCACCGCCUUCUCUACAGGCUGAUGCCACGCAGCGACCUCGUACGCCGUCUUUGAAGCCCGUGCCAAGGUCAGCGCAACAACUGAGGCCCGAUCCGCAGCCACACAUGGUUCUGCAACAACGGAGCAUGUCGCAGCUGGCUGCUGAGGGUCCGCCCCUUGCUCCCCCUCCGAAUCGGGCUCUCCCGCCCAUUCCGCAGAAGCCUAGGAUGAACUCCCCGCCGCCGGGGUUCAUCUGAGGCAAUUUGAAGGGUCACCAUGUGCACUGCCCUGUGCAAUGUCUAGACCAAGCCAAAUUAACGCCCGGCUAGGGCGGGCCGCAGCUUUAUCAUACAGCGACCAAGAUGAUUUGACAUUGUUUGUUACAUAUAAACCAGUCUGGUGAGGGUUUUUUGAUUUCCU